CGUUGGGCCUAGGCGUGUGGUGUGGGUGGAAGUGGGUGGUAGUUUAUACGUUGUGUUUUCUUUUUUUUCUACUGUCAAACACAAGCACAAAAAGAGAACUUCGAUGACAUUCGCUGUCGUGCUGACAGUGGGAGUACGUUGAAAACAAUUUCUGGUGAUGGCAAACGAUAACGAAGCACAGUCACCACCCGGAAAUGGUGCUCCUGCAGCAUCGGAUACUUGCUCUAAGCUGAAGAUCCUCGCACUGCACGGUUACCGGCAAAACGGUGAUAGUCUCAAGUCGAAGCUAGGAUCAUUCAGGAAGUUUAUUAGUAAAUAUGCGGAGUUAGUUUUUGUGACUGCACCACAUAUAGCUCCACCACUGCCUGACAGUGAUCCCGGCACUGAGUCGGAUCCGGCUCAGCGCAGCUGGUGGUUCAACAAAGACGACGGCACAUUCAAGGGAACAAAUAAAAACGGACCGGCGGUUGGUUUCGAGGAGAGUCUCAAGUUGGUAGAGAAGACAUGGAAAGCCGAACAGUGCUGUGGACUGCUGGGAUUUUCACAAGGGGCUUGCUUUGCGGGGUUGCUGUGCGAUUUAAGUGCCAGAGGGAUGACCUGUAUCAAACCCGAGUUUGCGGUUCUAUCAUCCGGUUUUCGCUCCGGUAGUUUGGUGCACCUCAACUAUUACGAAAACAAAGUACAAAUUCCUUCUUUGCACAUUUUUGGAGAAUCAGACGAAAUUAUACCAAAAGGUCUGAGCAUCGCCUUGGCGGAAACUUUUGUGGACCCACAGAUUUUGGUGCAUCCCGGUGGGCAUUUUUUGCCAGCUCAGGCGGCCCAGAAGCAAACCUACGUAGACUUUUUCAGAGAACGUCUGCAAUACCACUUGGAAGCGAAGGAAAUAGAGAAUGCUACCGUAGAGAAUAGCAUGUUGCUAGAGGAAAAUGGUCCUGAAACGGUUGUUAAUGACGACAACGAUUCAGAUUAGUUAAAAGUCUGUUUCCCAAUCGAACACUAAUUUAUUAAAUUCACAAUUUAAUUACAAAUGUAAAAAUAAAAAUACAGAAAACGAUAA
Wyeomyia smithii (pitcher-plant mosquito) is the source of this 1057-nucleotide messenger RNA. Its product is annotated as esterase AAEL000016. Gene Ontology annotation, biological process: response to retinoic acid. Lineage: Eukaryota; Metazoa; Arthropoda; Insecta; Diptera; Culicidae. Gene Ontology annotation, cellular component: cytoplasm; nucleus. The record is from RefSeq and is a predicted model, not a curated record. The transcript is spliced from 3 exons. The coding region runs from base 158 to 970 and encodes 270 amino acids.